AUGCAGUCACUAGAAAAUGUGCUGAUAAACAACGACUUUAUUUACGAGACAUGGGAAGAACCCGGAACAGAGAUCGUAACAGAGAUCUUCUUUCUUCAUCGGGACUCGAGAGUCAUGUGGCGUGCAUUCCCCCACGUCAUGAUGAUCGAUGCGACGUACAAGACAAACAUAUACAAUAUGCCCUUUAUUCAGAUUGUUGGUAUGACGCCUACCAACAAAUCGUUUAUUAUCGCGCAUGCCGUUGUUAGUAAAGAACGAGGUGAUAACUUUGUGUGGGUGCUUAAGAGGGUUAAGUCAAUGUUGGAUGAAUGUAUGGAGCCACGUGUGAUUUUAACGGAUAGAGACCUAGCCCUUAUGGGCGCGUGUGCUAAAGUAUUUCCAGACGCCUCCAGGCUUCUUUGCAGGUGGCACAUACAACAGAAUGUUAUGAAGCACUGCAAGGGAGUCUUUAAAUACGUGUACGAUAACUGGCUAAAAGACUAUAAGGAGAUGUUUGUCUUUGCGUGGACUGAUAAGAGGCGCAACUUUGGUAAUCGUACUACAAACAGAGUUGAAAGCCAACACGCCAACUUAAAGAGAUACGUCCUAGAUAGGAGCUCGCUGGACCGUGUGGUUGGUUGUGUCCGGGAUAUAGUUGAGACACAGUUCGGUGAAAUAAGGAAGACUUUUCGAGAAAGCAUCGAAAAAACAAUGAAACACCACAAACACCCGAUGUUUCAACACCUACUUGGAAAAGUAUCCCAUACAGCCCUUGACUUGUUGCAUGGAGAGGCAAUUAGGAAGCUAGAUGUCUUGGAGCGCUUUAAUUCAUCAUGUGGUUGCCAAAUGUGGCAUAGCUAUGGGUUGCCCUGUGCUUGUAGGAUAGAAAAGUACAUGCGUGAAGAGCGUCCGAUUCAACUCGAAGACAUAGACGUCUUCUGGCGGAAACUUAACUUCCAUAGUUGUAAAUUGAUAGACGACUCCGUUGACGUGGUCGAAGAGCUAGAUGUUGUUAGACAACAAUUACAGUUGCACCCCCCAGCUCAGCAAAAAAGCCUGAUUUCAAAGAUUAAAGCGGUGUUGACUCCAACGAAAUCUACCAAGAAACCACCGGUUGUCCAACAAAAUACUCGUGGCCGACCAACAACAAAGCAGGUACAAGAAAGGUUGGACGAGGCCUCUCGUAUAGAUGAAGAAUUGAGGAGAAGCUCCUUCGGUGAUGCAAACACGUGCUUUGAAGGUUCACGACAAAGUAAGUACGAUAAACCUCGCCACAGCUCGUACGUUCCGUCUCAGGCCUCACAACAGUCGGUUAUAAGGUCCCAAAAACUCAAAGCGAGCCUAAGCCGUUCAAAGAGUUCUAAGAAGAAAGAGACACGAGAUGAUCACGGUUUUCCUUUAAUCAUUGGGGACGAGUACGUGGGAAUCAUCGAACGGUUUAAGUCUGCCAUUCCGCCAGUGUUCCAUCCGUACGUCUCGUGCAUACGAGAUGUGAUGCCGGACGGUCAUUGUGGGUUUCGGUCUGUGGCUGUGGGCUUAGGGAUGGAUAAGAGUUCAUGGGGGCUUAUUAGAAGGGACCUUGUCCAAGAAAUGGAUCAGAACGAAUCGAUCUGGUUCCCAAUAUUUGAAGCAUGGGCUGAAGGUUAUUUUUACACGCAUCGUCAGGGCCUAAUUUGGGAUUCAGUGGCCGGUUGUGGGGAGAAUCACUGGAUGGACUUCCCCUUUGCAGGACUUCUUAUUGCACAAACGUACGGUAUCGGGGUGCACCUGUUAACGACAACCAUGGGUGUGAGUUCCACUUACUUCCCAAUACUAAGUCCUCCGGCUAAUCAACAACCAUUAUUCAUAACGCUUACAUGUUAA
Messenger RNA from Helianthus annuus (common sunflower), 1842 nucleotides. RefSeq lists its product as uncharacterized. Bases 1 to 1842 code for a protein of 613 amino acids. The record is from RefSeq and is a predicted model, not a curated record. Gene Ontology annotation, biological process: regulation of DNA-templated transcription. The transcript is spliced from 3 exons. NCBI's taxonomy places the organism in Eukaryota, Viridiplantae, Streptophyta, Magnoliopsida, Asterales, Asteraceae.